This is a messenger RNA of Elgaria multicarinata webbii, 3410 nucleotides long. Its product is annotated as B-cadherin-like. Lineage: Eukaryota; Metazoa; Chordata; Lepidosauria; Squamata; Anguidae. The record is from RefSeq and is a predicted model, not a curated record. Gene Ontology annotation, cellular component: cytoplasm; adherens junction; catenin complex. Bases 1 to 2646 code for a protein of 881 amino acids. Gene Ontology annotation, biological process: calcium-dependent cell-cell adhesion; cell morphogenesis; cell-cell adhesion mediated by cadherin. The transcript has 16 exons. Gene Ontology annotation, molecular function: cadherin binding; calcium ion binding.
AUGGCCCCGCCGCCGCCCGGCCCCCGCCGCCCUCUCGCCCCGCUGCUGCUGCUCUUCCUCCAGGUGUCUGCUCUGCUGGGGGCGCGCACGAGCCCUUGCCCCGCCGCCUCGGAGCGCGUCGUCUUCACGGUGCCCGACGGAGAGCUGUCCCGGGGCCAGGCUUUGGGCCAAGUCCAGUUUUCAGACUGCCACGGGCGGAAGCUGGCCUCCUACGGCACAGAGGACGAGCGCUUCCGGGUGCUGGCGGAUGGCACCGUGGUGGUGCGGAGCCACACGCAGCUGCACGGGCAGGAGCAGACCUUCGCCGUGCAUGCCUGGGAUUCCACAGGCACCAAGAUCUCCGCCUGGGUUACCGUGCAGAACAAAGGCCGGCCUUCUUCCAAGGAGGAGCCUGACCCCGCCAAUGAAGGGACGAAGGUGCUGCGAUUCCCAUCGGCAAAGCCUGGUUUGAAGAGGCAGAAGAGGGAUUGGGUGAUCCCUCCCAUCAGAGUCCCUGAAAAUGAGAGGGGUCCGUUUCCCAAGAAUCUUGUUCAGAUCAAAUCAAACCGGGAUAAAGAGACCAAGAUCUUCUACAGCAUCACUGGCCAGGGGGCAGACACCCCUCCCGAGGGGGUCUUCACCAUUGAGAAGGAGACGGGCUGGAUGAAAGUGACGCAGCCACUGGACAGAGAGCACAUUGAUAAAUACCACCUUUUAUCCCACGCCGUGUCUGAGAAUGGCAAGCCUGUGGAGGAACCGAUGGAUAUAAUAGUCACCGUCACGGACCAAAAUGACAACCGACCCCAGUUCACCCAGGAGGUCUUUAAAGGGUCUGUCCUGGAAGGAGCAACACCUGGAACCUCUGUGAUGGAAGUCAGCGCAACUGAUGCGGACGAUGCGAUAGAAACCUACAACGGGGUCAUUGCCUAUUCCAUUGUGAGCCAAGAGCCCAAGGAGCCCCACCCGCAGAUGUUUGCCAUCAACAGGGCAACGGGGGCUAUCAGCGUGAUCGCCAGUGGCUUGGACCGAGAGCGAGUGAGUCAAUACACCCUAACCCUGCAAGCAGCAGACCUGGAUGGCUCCGGGUUAACCAACUCUGCAACCGCCGUGAUAGACAUCGCCGAUGCAAAUGACAAUGCGCCCAAGUUCAAGGACCAAAUGUACUCUGCAGAGGUACCGGAGAACGAAGUGGGCUGGGAGGUGGUGCAGCUGGCUGUGACCGACGUGGACGAGGUCAACUCCCCAGCCUGGCGGGCCGUGUACACCAUCGUGCAAGGCAACGAAGGGGGCUUCUUCGCCAUCACAACGGAUCCAGAGACCAACGACGGCAUCUUGAAAACUGCAAAAAGCUUGGACUUUGAAGCAAAGAACGAGUUCCUGCUGCAGGUCACGGUGGCCAACGAGGUCCCCUUCGUGGUCAAGCUCCCAACUUCCACAGCAACUGUGACCAUCACCGUGAAGGAUGUGAACGAGGCGCCGGUCUUUGUACCUCCAGUCCGGACGGCAGAAGUCUCCGAGGACAUCCCGAUAGGGCGGGAGGUGGCCACGUACACGGCUCAAGACCCAGACAAGAUGCAGCCCCAGAGAAUCAAGUACUCUAUGGGCAAUGACCCCGCAGGCUGGCUGGCCAUCCAUCCUGAAAACGGCAUCAUCACGGCCAGGGACCACAUGGAUCGCGAGUCCCACCACGUCCGGAACAACACCUACGUGGCCACUGUGCUGGCGGCGGAUGACGGCACCCCCCAGAAAACGGGGACAGGCACCCUCCUACUGACGCUGCGGGAUGUGAAUGACAACGGCCCGGUGCCUGACCGGUGGGCGAUCACGGUCUGCAAUCAAGACCCAGUGCCCCAGCUGCUGCGCGUCCUCGACCAGGACCUGCCCCCCAACACCGCCCCGUUCCGCGCAGAGCUCCGCCACAAUUCAGAUGAAAACUGGGCUGUAGACAUGGACACGAACGGGGAAACGGCCAUCUUGAAACUGCUGACGCCCCUGAAGCAAGAGACGUACAACGUUUACCUCGAGCUCUUUGACCACCAGAACAAGGGCCAGCUGACCACCAUCAAGGCCACCGUCUGUGAAUGCGAGGGGCACGUGGAGGAGUGCCCGGAAACGCAGCUGGCUGGCGUCGGGGCUUCCGUCAUCCUGGCCAUCUUGGGCUCCAUUUUGGCCUUGCUGAUUCUGCUGUUGCUGCUGCUGCUCUUUGUGAGAAAGAGGAAGGUGGUGAAGGAGCCGCUGCUGCUUCCGGAAGAAGACACGCGGGACAACAUUUUCUACUAUGGGGAGGAGGGCGGCGGGGAGGAGGACCAGGACUACGACCUCAGCCAGCUGCACAGAGGCCUGGAUGCUCGUCCGGAGGUCGUCCUCCGGAAUGACGUUGUGCCCACCCUCCUUCCCGCGCCGCAGUACCGCCCGCGCCCAGCAAACCCUGAUGAAAUUGGGAAUUUCAUCCAUGAGAACCUGAAGGCGGCCGACACGGACCCCACGGCGCCUCCCUACGACUCCCUGCUGGUGUUCGAUUACGAGGGCAGCGGCUCGGAGGCCGGCUCCUUCAGCUCCCUGAACUCCUCCGGCUCGGAUCGGGACCAAGACUACGACUACUUGAAUGACUGGGGCAGCCGCUUCAAGAAGCUGGCCGACAUGUACGGCGGUGGUGUGGAUGACUAAGGCGCGUGGCUGGCUUCCGCCCCUGCCGUGGGCAUCUUUGCCGGAGCCACGUGCUCCUCCUUCUCGACAGGGCCCCCUCUUGCCCCGUGCCGGCUGCUGCCCACAUGCCAAACCCACCGCACCUCCGCCUGCCCCCCCCCCCACGUGGCCGUGGGCUUCCCGAGGAGACCCUCCCCCACAAGCCUCCUCUUGGGAGGAGGAGGCCCUGAACCCGCCUCCUGGCCUCGCGUUUUGCCUCCCUCUGAGCUCAGGGCUGCCUCCAAGCGCCGGCCUUGCAGGGCUCCGGGCCAGCCCGGCCCCCUCUCCCUACGUUACCUGCCUGAGUGCCUCUAGAUGAUGGUGCCGUCCCUUGCUGAGGAACCUGGCGGCAGGCCGGCAGGCCCAAAUUCUGCCCCCAGAUUCCGGGAGUCAGAAGAUGCCGCCCAGUUUUUGGUGCUGGGGCUGGCUGUGGUUUGCUUGGAGCCUGUGUGUGAGAUGCAAGGAGGAUAGACGCUGGAGGCUGCGGUAGCCGUGUGUGUGUGUGUGUGCUGUAGCGGGCCAGUUCUGCCCAGAUGCCUCCGGCCAGCCCCAUGUGCUCAGCCCCACAAGUGCCAGCGGCCCUCCCAGAAACUCUCUUUGCUGCCUUUUUUUAAAAAAAUAAGCGUAUCCUAUGUGUUCCUAGGUCAGUUGGGUUUUUUUUGUACUGUGUAUAAAAUAGACUUGGUGAUAAACUAAAUGAUUGGACAAUCAGGGUGUAAAGUUUUAAUAAAGGAUUUUCUUUUUUA